CUUGGGGGCACGGAGGAGGAUGUUGUUAGCCACAGCGCUGGAUAUGAAAAUGGAAAGUCCCACACACACUUGGAUGUUGUAAAGUAAUGGGCUGAUUCCCACUUGUGUUCAAGAUGGCGAGAAACAGAAAGUGCAUCCUCUGUGAAACAGUCUACAUCUCCAAGCAGGAGAUGGAUGAGCACAUGAGAAGUAUGCUGCACCACCGUGAGUUGGAGAAGCUCAAAGGCCGGGACUGCGGACACGAGUGCAGAGUCUGCAAGGUAACGGUGGUGAGCCUGACCGAUUAUGCCAGCCACAUCUCCAGUCCCACGCACAAACAGAAUGUGGAGGCUGCAGAACAAAAGCAUUCUGGGAACGGCCAUGAGGAGGACUACUUCGAUCAGGUUUUGGUGGAUCUGAUUGAGAAGAGAAAAGAGCAGAUCAGAAAAGAGAAGGAGGCUGCUGCUGCAAAGCUGGCAAAAGAAGAAGACGAUCGAAGGAGACAGGAGGCGUUUCAGCAGAGGUUAAAGGAAGCUAAGGAGCGUUACCGGUUGGAUUGUGCCUGGCAGCAGCCUUCACAGGGGUUCAGUGGAUCCAGUCAGCAAAGUUCUUGGUAUAAGAGCAGCCGAUAUAAUAGCAGCCGAUAUAAUGCCAGAGCAGGGGAGCCACGACCCUGGCAUCACAGUAAACAGGGGAAGAGCGCCACCUGGCAUGCUCAGGAGCCUCCCAACUUUGAGAAAUGGAGAGAGUUUACUGGUGAAAGCUUGCAUAGUCAGGAAGGUUGGGGCAAUAAGCAGUGGGAUCAGGGUUCUUUUUCUGGCAAUCAGCGAAGUCGGCUGCCUUGGCUCAGCGAUGGAGGCAGUAGUAGUGGGUUCUAUGGCAGAAACAAUUUUUCACAGAACCCACGAAGAGGCCGGCCCCUGAGCCUUGUGGGCCCUCCUUUUACGUAUCCGCCUUCACCCAGUUUUUUUGCCCAGGCUCUCAACCAGUUCCAAAAUACAGGCAAUGAUCAGGGAGGGCAGCAGGGUGAUGGGCAUCAGAAUGGGGAGGGACAAUCAGCAGAACGUGAACACAUUGGUAGUAAGAGCUCUAAGACCUUUGGUAGCAAUCCAAAGCUGGACAAAGCCUGUCGUUGGUCACCAUAUCCUGUCACAAAGGGUGUUGAAUCUUUACCCAACAAGGAUACCAACACAAACUCAUCAGAAAAGUACCCCAAAGUCCCCAAACCCCAGAAGCAAGAUAAGGCACCGGAAACCAGUGCCGUUAAGAGGCAGUCCCGACCUGAACAGAAAACAGGGCCGUUGACGUCCAGUGGACAAAGUGUGGAAGAAAAAGGGAGGCAUAAAAUGAACCCCAAAACCAAACCUAGAGAUCGAAGUAGCAGCAGCAGUAGAAGCAGCGGAGCUCAGAGAGAUGAACACCUGAACUCUGAAUCUGGUUCUUCUAAUCAGAAGCCAAAUAAGCCAUUGCAACAUAAAGAUUGGAAGAUGUCCUCAAAAUUUGAUCUCAACAGUAGAGCUCAACUCAGCAAGGCCUCCAGUCAAGCACAAGCAAAAUCAACCACUAAGCAGAGUGGAUUCAGUCUCCAGGCUCAACCUGUAGGGCCCCUUCAAUCAAGGAAAGAACAGCAGCUCCCCGAAACAUUCAAGAAAGCCAGACAGAUUGUGUUAGAAAAGAGGGCCUCUUUGGAUGUCUCUAGAAACAACAGGAUGGAAAUGGCACUGCACAUUGUGGAGGAGCAGCAGAGGGAUCAUGUACAGAGUCAGAUUGGGGUAAACAAAGAAAAUAGCUGUAGGCAGAAUGCGGCUAAACCAAAUUUACCUGAUUUACCUGACUCAGUCGGGUCAGAAACGCCAGCAUUUCAAUGUUCAGACAGUAGCCACUCUCUCCAGUCGUUGCAAGUUAGCACCUCUACCAUGGAGACCUCAGAGCCUGCAGCCUCAAGCAGGGAAGAGGAAGAGACCCCAAAGAAAGACGAGAAGGAACCAUGCCCAGUGGCCCCAGCUGAAGCCAUGCAGGCUGUCGAAGCAGGACAGAGCUCUGAGAGUGACACCUCCAGAAGUGGUGAAGCACAGUCUGUCUCAGGGUCAAACACAUCAAGUCUGUCCAAACUCGACCUGCCUCCUGUCUUAAAACGCGACCUGACCAAACACAUCAGCUCUAAGAGUAAAACAGGUAGCCACGAGCCCAACCUGAACAUUGCCAGACGGGUGAGAAACCUGAGCGAGUCACGGAGGAGUGACACCGAAAAGGACUCAGGCCUCAAACCAACUGUACGGCAGCUCAUCAGCUCCUCCGGGUCUCGACGCAAUGUGAACUGGGAACAGGUGUAUCAAGAGGUCAGGAAGAAGCAAGACAAAGGAAAGGGCAUGCCAAGGUUUGGGAUAGAGAUGGUGCCAUUAGACCAGGAGGACCAGAGUCAGGAGGAGGAUGACAUCCCCUUGCUAGAGGGUUUCCAAUGGGACUCGUUGAUGGAUGUCUCUGCCUCGGGCGCCUCCCGAAAACGCUCCUUAUCGGAGAGCAGCCUCGCCCCCGCCUCCACUCACUCCCUGUUCACGUCCCUGAUGUCCAAGGAGACGGGACAGAGAGAAGGCCUCAGCUCUGAGCAGCAGGGAUCUUCUGUUUCUCCCAGUCCUAUCUUCACUCAAGGGAACAAAGACAAUCAGCGGCAGCAAGAAGUGGAACAGUUGCUUGGUCAGUUUGAGGCUAAAGCACAGCAGCAGCCAGAGAAACUAACGUCAGCGACAGUGAAGGCCCUCCAGAGGUCUGAUUCAGUGCUCGGGGACAGCAGUUCAGGGACGGAGUACGAUGCCCUGGGAACAGGAAAGAGGCGAAGAGCAGCUGGGGAUAUUCCAAGUGCAGAGACUUCUUGCGUGGAGCACAAUAGCAAAAGAAGGAAGGUCAAAUCCAAAAAAGAGCGCUUACAAAUCGACCAGCUGCUGGCUGUUUCUCUGCGGGAAGAAGAGCUGAGCCGCUCCCUGCAGACUGUGGACACCAGCCUGAUCCAGGCCCGGGCUGCACUGGAGGCCGCUUACAUGGAGGUGCAGCGUCUCAUGGUGGUUAAGCAGCAGAUGACUGGAGAGAUGAACACACUGAGAAACAAGCGCAUCGAUUUACUAAAAGGGAUGCAAGGCAGCAGGGAGGAAGCACCUCAGGUCAAACUAAAAGAAGAAAAGAUGGAUUCAGUAGAAGCUGAGCAUCACCUACUGUCCUCCAUUACUUUUUCCUGUGUGACGGAUACUGCAGCUGCCCCCAGUCCGAGUCCUCGUGCCGAGCGUGCCUCCCCUCCCUCUCCCAGCCUUCCCUUCAGGCCUGUAGUUAUCAAGCAGGAGCCUCAGUCUCCUGUCCAUGUCAGCUCAGAGCUGGACUCAGUGGACAAUAUAACCCACUUUGCUCACAGCACCACUCCAGAGCUGCUUGUCGCUCCCGCCUCUCCACCAGCUCCUGCCUCAAAUUUUCAGCCAUCACCUGAAAGAAAGCCUGAGCUGUACCAAACCAACACAGAACAUAACUGGGAGAACUUUUGCAAGCCUGCAGACUGCAAAGAGAGCCUGUCAGGACUGGUUGAGACGACGGAAAAGGCCAUACAGGCAACAAGGAACGCUCUCACUCCUUCAGCUGACUCCAAAGCUUCCAUUCUGUCAGCCUGCAGACGGGGCUCUGAGGUGGGGACUGUUGUUGACUGUUCAGCCAUACAGUCCUUUGAGCCCCCCUCAGUCCCCUCAGUCCUUAAUGUGCCUGCCUCUCCAUCUGAACUGAGGAACGGGAAGCGUAUAAGGAAGCUGAAGAAGAGGAAGGUGCUGAAGAAGGCCCUGGGGACAGAGCAGCCUGAGAGCAGUGACACUGAGAUUGAUGGAGAGGCCAUGAGGCCGAGGUGGCUCCGACCACGCAGGAGACCCAGCGGAAGCUCUCAGGUCAGUACCUCCACUCAGCCGUCAGAGGAUAGAGACGCUGACAUGAACCUGAAGGAGGGCGAGGAGGCCUCCGGGCAGCUGUUUGCGACCAUCAAACAUGAGAACGCAGACCACAAGUCCCCAAAACACGUGGUGGAGCUUCCCCAGGUGGCGCCCGCUGAACUUACAUUGAACUUAGAUUCAGAAGAAAGCAUGGAGGUCACCGCAGCCUGCCAGCAGCCCCACAUGGAUGCCCUGGUUCCAGCUUCCUCUCCAGCACACAUCCCAGACUCCUCCAGACCUGAGCCACACAGCCUGGCCUGCAACGAGGUCACCUCCACCAGCGACAUGGAUGUGUGUAAAUCCUCUGAGAGUGACGCUCAGACUACCAUCACAUUGCCCAAGAUAACCAAGGCCUCAUCAGAUGCGUCAUCGGACCACGGUGAGGAUGAUUUGCCCACCGAGGGUGUGUUCGAGGGCCACCAGGAGGCAGUGAACGCCAUGCAGAUCCACAACGGGCUGCUGUACACGUGCUCAGGAGACCGGACCGUCAAAGCCUUCGACCUGGUGAGCCGCAAAUGUGUUGGUGUGUUUGAGGGUCACAGCUCUAAAGUGAACUGCCUGUUGGUGUCUGCGGCUCCCUCCCUGCAUCAUCGCCUUUACUCUGGAUCCAGUGACCAAACCAUCCGCUGCUACAGUCUCAAGACACGAGAGCUGGAGCAGCAGUUCUCCCUGUCAGACCGAGUCCUCUGCCUCCACAGUCGCUGGAAGUUUUUGUACGCUGGUCUGGCAAACGGCACAGUGGUGACCUUUAACCUCAAGACAAACAAGCAGAUGGUUGUGUUGGAGUGCCACGGGCCGCGGGCCGUGAGCUGUCUGGCCUCGUCACAGGAGGGAGCCCGGAGGAUCCUGCUGGUCGGCUCCUACGACAGCACCAUCAGCGUGAGAGACGCCAAGAACGGACUGCUGCUGCGCACACUGGAGGGACACACCAAAACUGUCCUCUGCAUGAAGGUGGUCAAUGAUCUGGUAUUUAGCGGAUCCAGUGAUCAAUGUGUCUACGCACACAACAUCCAUACAGGAGAGCUGGUGCAGGUCUAUAAGGGCCACAGCCAUGCUGUUACUGUAGUGGCCGUCCUGGGGAAGGUGAUGGUGACCGCUUGUCUGGACAAACUGGUCCGCGUCUACGACCUGCAGUCGCAUGACCAGGUGCAGGUCUACGGUGGACACACGGACAUGGUGAUGUGUAUGGCUGUCCACAAGAACAUGAUCUACACAGGCUGUUACGAUGGCAGCGUGCAGGCCGUCAAGCUGAACCUGAUGCAGAACUACCGCUGCUGGUGGCACGGCUGUUCGCUGGUGUUCGGGAUGACGGAGCAUCUACGGCAGCACCUGAUCAGCGACCACCACAGUGCCAACUCCCAGACGCUCAAGUGCCGCUGGAAAGACUGUGACGAGUUUUUCUGUGCCCGCAACAGCUCCAAGCAGGGGAUGCUGGUCCACAUGCAGAAACAUGCUCAGGAGGAGAUUGAACUGGAGCUUUAAGGGCUGGCGGUGGGAACGAUGUUUCUCCCCGAGCCCUCUUCCCUUUCCUGCUAUCUUUACCCCCCCUCCCUCCCCCUGUUAACCUCCCAUAUUGGGGGGGAUGAUCACAGGACCCACUUAACUGAGCAGCGCUCCCGCCGAGCCUGAUGAGUGGCGUCUGACGACUCCAUCCUUUACGUUCAGUGUUGGAAUCCAACCAUAAUACAAUCACAAAGGGAGGGUUGGUUGUGCUGUUGUUUUUUUACGUCCUACAGAACACGCCUUCCUCUCUCUCUCUCUGUCUGUCUGACCACUGCAGCUCCUCUUUUCACUGACCAAACUAAGACAAAGAAUCGUUUGACUUUUGUUUAUUGAAGAAACUUCAGUGUUGCCAGUGUCGGAGGGAUUUGUUCAGCUUUACGGUUCAAACUGCAUCAGAAAGCGAUGAUCAUCUUCCGGACUGGUUGGCUACGAUAUGGCAUGGGCUAAGAGAUGUUUUUAUUGUUGUUGUGCAGUUGUGAUGUGUCAUGUUGAGCAACCUUUUCUUUUCUUUUCUGUGGUUUAUUAUUCACUCAGAGUAACUUCAUGACAGUAAUGAGUGACUCUAAGUCUUUACAAACUCAUGGUGUAGUCUCCCAGUCGUGUUUGUUUUGUUUUGAAGGAUUUUCAUUGAAGUGACAGUUUAUUUUGUUUUUGGUUUGGUUUUUAUUUCCAGAUUUUAUUUUAUUUUUCUCAACAGUCUCCUUUUGUUUUGUUUGCAGUUUAGGAUUCCUUUAUUUUUUUGUUGCUCAGUGAUAUGAAGGCGUUGAGGGACUUUGGUGCAGUGUUGUGUGACUUGGCCUGAAGUUGCCAUUUGAGAAUUUACAUUUGCAGUGAUAACAGAACCAAGACAUGGUGGCGGUGUUUAUCUGUGUGGGUUCAUUCUUCCUAAAUGUGAACAGAGGGGUUUAACCCUGUUUGAAGAACCCUGUUUUCCGUGAGUGAGUGUGACGUACUGUUUUUAUAACACAAACGUCUCCUGCUUGGAGAUUUUUGUAGUUUAUUUUAUAUUUGGGAGCACCGAGCUGAAGGCUCCGGAGCUGCAUUUUCCCACAGUGAAGAUAGUUUUCUAAUGAACUGUGGAGGUGAAGGAUGUUUGAGGAGGUGUCCGAUGGAAGCGUUAGAAGGGAAGAAUUAGGAUUCAUCUCCCAUGCCAUACUUCACCGCUGAAAACAGGCAAGUUGGUAACACAGAGCCACUUUUUUAAAAGGCGUAUUCAACCAAUUUUAACCAGUGCGGAAGCCCAGCCCGUGCUCUUUUACAUACUUUAGUGUGGUUACAGCUCUCUUGGUUGUGUCCUCUUUCGAGGAUUUGUCCUCAGCAGAGUUAAUCUGACGUUCUCACAGCCGCCGUCUUCCAAACUCGCCUCAUCUGUUUGUUACUUAUGAUUGAAGGAAGCGUGCAGUUCACCUCUUACCUGGCAUUCCUGAGUUUCUUCAAGUUUUUCAGUUGUUAUCAAAGUUGUGAAGACAUAUUUUAUAAGAAAGUGCAAUCUAAACAUUGUUAAUAAUAAUUAAAAAGUUGCAAUGU
Molecule: messenger RNA, 6965 nt
Organism: Chelmon rostratus (copperband butterflyfish)
Lineage: Eukaryota; Metazoa; Chordata; Actinopteri; Chaetodontiformes; Chaetodontidae
Gene: znf106a
Product: zinc finger protein 106a
Exons: 22
Coding region: 114-5417 (1767 amino acids)
Cellular component (GO): membrane; cytosol
Molecular function (GO): SH3 domain binding; zinc ion binding; RNA binding
Source: RefSeq, a predicted model, not a curated record